This is a messenger RNA of Bombina bombina (fire-bellied toad), 2106 nucleotides long. Its product is annotated as tumor necrosis factor ligand superfamily member 14. NCBI's taxonomy places the organism in Eukaryota, Metazoa, Chordata, Amphibia, Anura, Bombinatoridae. Gene Ontology annotation, cellular component: membrane. The record is from RefSeq and is a predicted model, not a curated record. Gene Ontology annotation, biological process: immune response. Gene Ontology annotation, molecular function: tumor necrosis factor receptor binding. Bases 1 to 729 code for a protein of 242 amino acids. The transcript is spliced from 4 exons.
AUGGACACGUAUGUAAGGCCCCCGAUGUCUGUGUUUACUGUGGAUGGACAUAUUGAUCCUGUCCCUCAUCCUUUACCAGUGAGGAAGAAGACAAUUUUCAGUGGACACUGGGUUAUUCGGCUGGUCCUACUGAUGCUGACCUUGUUGGCAUUGUGCGGAGCAGCCACUGAAAUCUACAUUCUGAGAAAGAUACAGACCAAGCUAGAGGCUACACAGGAAAUGGUUAAUGAAAAAUUUGGUGCACAGAAAAUGACUCAUAAACAGGGCAAGAGAAACAAUCAGCCUCCACCAUCUGCUCAUGUUACUGGUACAGAGAUCACAGGGUUAUACCCAGAGAAACCUCUUCAGUGGGAGUCCCAUUUUGGCCUCUCAUUCCUCCACCAAGUAGAAUACCUGGAUGGAUCUAUACUCUGCAAUAAAACUGGACUAUAUUUUGUAUACUCCAAACUGCAGCUGGGUUAUUCAAACUGUUCAUUAAAAAGUCAAUCCUUGUUCUACUCUCAUCAGGUCUAUAAGAAAAAUGUGAACAUCAAGGAGGAAACAAUACUUAUGGAAAACAAAAUGAAAUUCUGUGAUAACAAUAGGAACUCUUUAUGGAGAGGCUCAAGCUUCCUAGGGGGUAACAUUGAGAUCCAGCAGGGAGAUGAGGUGUAUGUCAGGAUGUCUCAGAAACAGCUCAUACGUGUAAAAGACGGUACCCUAACUUUUUUUGGACUCUUUAUGAUCUAAAGAGGUUGCAUGAUCAACCAAAAAUAUAGAAGUGUAUUAUUUCCUUUUAUUGAGCAUAGCCUAUCCCUAAAUAUACUAGUUCAUUAAACUAUCAAUUUUAUGAAAGGAUCCAUAGAUCUAGAAGCCUACUAUUUCCAUAAAAUUUAAUCUAGAGAAAUAAGCAAAAAGAAAACCUCCAGAACUCAAAUUAAGUAAUAUGAAAAUGGGAAGCAUUCAAUGAAAUGGGAGAAAAUUAUUUCUAGGUAGCCAUGCCUACAAAUAGGAAAAUAACCUACUUCCAAUGGAAGAAAUACAAAGAUAUGAACUGCUUUCAAUGACAGAAGUAUUUCCAAAGAUAAGAGCCUUCCAAAUCAACUUAAUGUGACUCAUUUCAAAUCAAAAGCUAUUCAAAGUCAUUAGAAGAACUGUGCAUACAACUUUCACUGGAUUUUCAAUUUGAAUCCAGUUUUAAUCCCUACAGAAAACUCAUGAUAACCUUUUAUCACUUAUUUUUCAAAGUGUCUUCAUGGUGUAUUAAAUGGAAAUGUAAUGCUCUAUUAGAGAAUUGUAUUACUGUGCUACUGCUUCAUGUGUCUAUGUGUUUAACUCCUGCAAAGUGGUUAAACACAUUGUUAAAUUCAGUUUCAGUAGAGCAAUGCACUACUGGGAGUUAGCUGAACACAUCUGGUGAGACAGCAGUGACAAGAGGCGUGUGUGUAUAUCCACCAACCACCAUCCAGCACCCAGUAGGGACCCUUAGCCUAUCUAGGUAUGCUUUUCAAAAGAGGAUACCAAGAGAACAAAGUAAAGUUGAUGAUAUAACUAAGUUGAAAAGUAUCUUAAAUUUGCAUGCUCUAUCUGAACCAUGAAAGUUUAUUUAUUUUUACUUUUUAAUGAAGCAGCUUUGUCCUCUUAAAAAUCAUUUUUGCAUAUUGAUUACUCCAACUUUUUUUACUUUUUGUGCUUAAUUAAUUUUUAUUCAAAUGAGCACAAUGAUUUCCUGAUUCAUUAUGAUAAUGAAUAAAAAUAUAGGUCAAACCUAAUUUUUACACUAUUAAACUAGUAAACCAGGGCUUGACAAACCCAGGAGCCACUGGCUCUUAACCUUUUGGGUUAAUCUUCAUGGAUCUAUAUACAACUACCACUGUCUGGCUCUUAAACAUAUGUCUGGCUCCUAAAUAUUCUUACUGGCUCCUAAAUUGUAAACAGAUUUGUUGACCCCUGUAGUAAACAACUUUAAAAAAAAAUCAUCAGAAUUGUCAUUUAUAGUUGCGAUAAAGAGUUUACAUAUUUAAAAAUGUUAAAUUAUAAAAUUACUCAACAUUAUCAAAUGCCCUAUGUAUUCAUUAUGAGUUUAAUUAAUCAUUUUCAUUAAAUAUAUAUUUUAAGUAUUUAAAA